Molecule: messenger RNA, 4347 nt
Organism: Closterium sp. Naga37s-1
Lineage: Eukaryota; Viridiplantae; Streptophyta; Zygnematophyceae; Desmidiales; Closteriaceae
Source: the annotation of a GenBank genome assembly
AUGAUGGUUGCCGUCUCGUUCAAGUCGAUUCCUGCACUUAACAAGGGUAAGAUUGUGCCUGCGGGCGAAAUCGUGAACGGAAACGGCGGCGCGCAGCACGCGUUAUUCUCGAGCCGCAACUUAAGAGGCGGCCACGCUGGAAUUUUUAUUGCGGGAUCCGGUGACGAUCUGGGAUUGGACGAGGAUCCGCCGCCGCCACACACGGCGGGAAUCGCGGAGAGUGCAAAUGACAGGCGCCGUGUCACCAGGGCGGAAGGAAGAGGCGGUUUGGGAGAGGAGGGGAGGGAAAGAGGCGGGGCAGGGAGCGGGGAUAGUGAGGGAGAGGACGAGUACAAGGGAGGGGAGAGUGAAGGGGAUGGUGCUGGGGAGGAGACACGUGAGGGACGGAGAGAGAGUGCGAGAGGUGGAGUUGGGGGGAGUGGUGGGAUACGGAGGACGAACGAGAAGGAGGAGGAGGAGGAAGAAGCAGAGGGAGUACGGAAAAUUAGAAGGGUGGGGGCUAGUGGGGACGGCUCACUUGGGGAGGAUGAGGAAACGGAGGAGCAUAGGGAAGAGUUGAAGCAUGGGGAGGAGGAAAGACGAGGGGUGGGUGCAGAGAGGAAGAGGGAAGAUGAUGAGGAUGUGGAGGGCGGGGAGGGUGAAGGGGAGGGGGAGGGAGGGGGAGAUUAUAGAGGGAAAAGGAGCCGUAUUGCGGGCGUGGCGGUGGAAGGGGGGAAAGUGGACGAGGAGCAUGAGGAGCACGAGGAACAGAGGGAUGAGGAGGGGAAGGGUAUGGGCGGCAGAGAUCGCGGGAGUGGUGGUAGUGAGGAGCAAGAAGGAAGAUUAGUAAUAGGGUCAAAGGAGGAAGGAACAGGGGGUUGGGUUGGUUCCCGUGACGGGGAAGGGAAUCACGGGCGACGAGAAGAGGAGGAGGAUAGUGAGCAGAGGGCAGCAGGAGAGGAGCAUGAGGAUGGGGCGAGGGAGCAUGAGGAGGGGACGAAGGAGCAUGAGGAGGGAACGAAGGAGCAUGAGGAGGGGACGAAAGAGCAUGGGCAUAGAGGAAUGGAGGAUCAGGAAUACGGUGACGAGGAACGAGGGGGACACGAGCAGCAUACAGGCGAGGGGAGGCAUGAAGACGCGAAUGAAGAGAGCAGAUCCACAUUCUCCUCCUCCUCCUCCUCUUCUCUCACCUCCUCCCUGGUCGCCCCACUUUCCCCUCUCAGUGAUUACUCUCACUCCUCCUCCUCCGUCCCUCUGCCUCCGUUUGGAUUCAACGCCUCUCUCUCCCACGCGCCCCCUGUACCCUUUAAAGAGAGAUUCCUUUGGAGAGCCCCCAAGAGCCAGAAAUAUGCACAGUGCAUUGCGCGUUCCCGCACCCAUAAAGGUAUUGCCUGUCAACAGCUAUCUGCUGAUCACAGCGAAUGGAUUCCCCCCUUUGCCCCUGCUCCUCUUCCCCCACCCGCUUUCCCCCUUCCCCCCUUCCCCCCUCCCGCUUUCCCGCCCUCCCGCCCUCCCGCCCUCCCGCCCUCUUCCCCAGUGCCGGUCAAGGGCUCCACCAACGGCUAUCUGCUGGUCACAGCCAAUGGGGGUCUCAACCAGAUGAGAGCUGCUAUCUGUGACAUGGUGGCUGUAGCUCGCAUCAUGAAUGUCACUCUCGUGGUUCCAGAGCUCGACCACACCUCCUUCUGGGCCGACCCAAGUGAGUUUGAGGACAUAUUCGACCUGGACCAUUUCAUCAGCUCGCUCAAGAAGGACAUUCGCAUCGUGCGCCAGCUGCCCAAGCGCGUGGCACACAUCGAACCUCUAGAGAAGUUCCCCGUCUCCUGGUCGCCGUUCUCCUACUACCGAGAGGACCUGCUCCCACGGGUGAAGAAGCACCGGGUGAUGCGCUUCCCUCUCACCGACUCGCGGCUUGCCAACAACGGCGUGCCGGACUCGAUCCAACGGCUGCGGUGCCGCGCCAACUACAAGUCGCUGCGCUACACGCCGUCGAUCUCGCAGAUCGCGGCGAAUCUGAUCUCGAGAUUGCACGCCAGGGGCCCGUACAUUGCGCUGCACUUGAGAUACGAGAAAGACAUGCUGGCAUUCACAGGGUGCGACCACGGGCUACAAGCCUCAGAGAGGGAGGAGCUAAAGGCCAUGCGGCUCAACAACUCGCGGUGGAAGGAGAAGGAGAUUGACGGGGAGGCGCGGAGAACAGAGGGAGCGUGUCCACUUACCCCGCGGGAGACGGCGCUUUUUCUGCGGGCCAUGGGGUAUCCGAAUAAGACUCUCAUCUACGUGGCUGCUGGAGACAUCUACGGCUCUAAUGGACUCGAGGACUUGACUCGGCUGUACCCAAACACGUACACACACAGCACGCUGGCAACAGCUGAGGAGCUGGCGAGCUUAGGCGCGUACCAGAACCGGCUGGCAGCCGUGGACUACACUGUGGCAGUGCAGAGCGAUGUGUUUGUGUACACAUAUGAGGGGAAUAUGGCUCGGGCCGUGCAGGGGCACCGGCGGUUUGAAGGACACAGGAAGACUGUCAUCCCUAACAGGGAAGCCAUCAUUCGGCACAUUGACCAGUUAAAAUCGCGGCAAAUUAGCCCUGCAAGGGACGGGAAGACGAGUACCGGAAAAAACGGCGAGGGGGGUAACGGUCACCGGAGAGGCUGGGGGUCGAUCAAGCCGUACGUGCUGUCAGUGUCGCUUCUGGCAUCCAUAUCGUCGGGUCUUCUUGGAUAUGACAUUGGCGUCACCAGCGGAGCGCUCAUUUUUGUCGCAGAAGAUUUCGAUCUCUCCCACGUGCAGCAGGAGAUUUUUGUUGGUAUCCUCAAUAUAGUCUCCCUCGUUGGCGCGCUAUCAGCCGGUAGACUUGCGGAUUUCGCGGGCCGUAGAUUCGCAAUGGGAGCAGCCGCCUCAAUUUUUAUCGCCGGAGCUCUGUGCAUGGCGUUAGCACCGACCUACACUAUCCUCGUUACAGGACGUGUCGUUACAGGUGUUGGUGUCGGAUUCGGUCUUGCUCUACCUCCUCUUUUCAUCUCAGAGAUUUCUCCGCCCGGUCAGCGUGGCGGGCUGGUUUCAUUCGGCGAGCUUUUUAUCAACAUUGGCAUUGUAGUCGGCUUCUUAACCUCUUUUCUUCUUUCCGGGCUGCCCGUGGAUUCAGCCUGGAGGUGGAUGUUGGGGCUGGGAGCCGUUCCGGGCUUUAUCCUCGCAGUAGGAGUGGCUUUUCUGCCCGAAUCCCCGCGCUGGCUGAUCAUGCACGGGCAGGUGAAAAAAGCCAAGGAUAUCCUGCUCACCAUAUCCGACAGCAAACAAGAGGCCCAUGAACGAAUGUUAGAAAUCCUAGAAGCAGCAGGUCUGAAGGAAGAAGUUAUCAGCAAAGGCCCAGCAGCAGGCUCGGAAUUUUCCCCUGCCCGGGGCAGAAGCAAUUCCCGCGAGCGGCUGGAAGGCAGCGGGGGCGAGGGUGGGGAAGGGACAGUGUAUGUGGACGAAGAGGAGCAGGAGAUUCACGUGAUACGGGCAAUGGAGGGAGCAGGCGGGCAGGGGGUUUGGAAGGAGCUACUCUGGCCAACACCGGCAGUGGGGAGAAUGCUGGUGGUGUGCGUGGGAACGAAUUUUCUGCAGCAGGCUGUGGGGAUUGACGCGGCUGUGUAUUACUCGCCUGUGGUUCUGCGGGAUGCGGGGGUGACGUCGACACGGGCGCUGCUGGGGGCGACGCUGCUGAUGGGGGUGAUCAAGGUGUCGUUUGUUGGCAUCGCCACGUGCAUGCUGGACCACUUUGGCCGGAGGCCGCUGCUGCUCGCAUCCACAGCAGGCAUGACGAUUGCGCUCCUAACUCAAGCCCUGGCCUUCCUCAAGCUGCCAACCGCUGUUGACGUAGACGUCUCAACCACCGUCACAGCCACCACAGGAGUCCCAGCAGCUGCCAUCGUUGCUUUCACGGGCCUCUGCUUCUAUGUCGCCUUUUUCUCCAUCGGCAUUGGCCCCAUUAACUGGCUUUACACCUCCGAGAUCUUCCCCCUGAGGCUGCGGGCACAGGCAACUGGUAUCGGCACGGCUGUGAACAGGAUCGCGUCUGGAGUGGUAGUGAUGACGUUUCUGAGUUUGGCGGAUGCGACGGGGAGUCCUGCGGGUCCGUUUUUCAUGUUUGCUGGGAUGGGAGUGGUUGCGUUUGUGUUCUUUUAUUUCCUCGCGCCGGAGACGAGAGGGAAGAGCUUGGAGCAGAUAGUGAGGAUGUUUGAAAAGGGGACGUACGCGUGGGUGAAGGAGGCUCCGGAGGAGAUUCCGAGCGUGGGGUUGGCGGUGUAUGAUGGGAAUAAGAUGCAGCAAGGGUGGGGGGAGACGGAUUCGAGCCCCAGCAGGACACCCCGGGAUGUGUGGUAG